This is a messenger RNA of Saccoglossus kowalevskii, 1687 nucleotides long. RefSeq lists its product as uncharacterized. The record is from RefSeq and is a predicted model, not a curated record. Lineage: Eukaryota; Metazoa; Hemichordata; Enteropneusta; Harrimaniidae.
GUUCAAGUGUUUGUUGGGCUACCAAGGUUUAUAAUAAGCAGUCGGGGCAGUGAUCGAGGUGACGUUGACAACGAACGAGUAUUAUUUGCACAUGCAUUAUAUGGGCGACUGAGAUGUUUCCAGUUGAUAUGACUACUCCAGGCAUCCACAUCGACACCAGGCAUAUGCCACUUCCUACGAUCGUGACGUCAGAGAACGAUGAUCGCUUGUCAGUAAUCGGGUCUAUCGCCGACAAAUCGCGAAGCGGCAGCCGAUUUAGCGACGAGGAGAAAAAUGUAGUGUUCGGGCUUUCGGGCAGUUUCAGUCGCCGUCGUCUAGGCAAGCAACAACAGGUGCUACAGGAUAUCGCCAAACGAUGCCGCGAGCAGGAAAUAGCUGAUAUGUCGUCAAGAAUGACAACCAGUUUGAAUCUAGGAACGAACUCCAAACAAGAUGGCUACCAACGAGAAGUGAGCAUGUACAUGACUAAUACGCUGCUGCGAAGAGGUCCCAAGACAACCCGAGUUGCUAAAAGCACUUCACACACGAGCUACAGUAGUCUACGUCCGGGGAUCGAGAGAAGCGCCACCAUAACGAAUUUUCGGCCAUCGAACGUGAUUAGAAAAGUGCCGAUAAAUUACCCGAUAAAGACUAUGUUCCCGAAGGUGUCACCGAGACAAGUGACAUAUGGCGGCCUCUCACCUACAGAACUGUACAACAGAACGAAACAUCUCCAUAACCGAAAAAUAAACGGCCCCAUACAGAUGGAACACUACAUGUACGGUCGACACGCGCCCUGUGCACCACUGAUGCUGCCGUCUCUGACUCGGAGUCAGCAACACGGGCAUCACUCCUCGCCGAUAUUUGGCGAAAGAAAUCACGAUAUCGCUACACUUAGAGAGGCGAAACUUCAAUCAAUGUCAUUGAUGGACAAUAAUUACGAUGAGUGGAUUGAUUUGCUCAGUACGCCGCCGAACUCUGAACAUUAGGACCUAUAAUAAACAUACGAUAGCCUAUGCAAUAAACCUUCAAACACAGUCAGAAGUUAAUAUUAAGACUGAGCAAACAAAUCAGACUUAUGAAUACGCUGAAUACCCCAUCCUUCAUUUACAUAUUGUAUCGCGUUCAAACUUGUUUAUUUUGUAGUCGAGUAAUGUCCCGACAAUUACAUCGGAGGGGUCGUCACUUGCGCACGUGCGGUAAAUGAUUCCAAAACGACGACGACAACGGAUGCUAAACACGCAAAGGCUUAUGGGUAGACGUUUGUUUGUAAACAACGACACGCUAGCUCUAUUGCCGUCUGCCGCAUACGUAGGUGACGACACCCCCACUUUAAACAUUCGCUACUCAGAGGUGUAUAUUUUAUAAAACAAUUCGACCUCAUUACAAAGAUAGGAACAAUCCUUAAAAAUAAGAAAUCUUUUUUUCCGUCCGGGCUCUGCAACUAGCAUACUCAUUAACGUUACUACAUGAUUGUACAAAUACGAUAACGGGGACAAGAACGUUAACAAUAGAUUUCAAAAUUUGCCGAUAGAGGGCAGUAUUGCAAAUCACAACGAAGAGAGUACAAGUAUUCCGUAGCAUGUUUCCAAUAUUAUGAACCGAACUUGAAGUAAUUAUACCCACGCUUUUUAUGUACAUAUGCAUAAUUUUAGUACUUAAUAGUAUACGCAAUGUGAUGAAUUUAAUAAAUAUCGAAUUUGGAUUA